CCCACAUUUCAACACACUAACACACACACAAAUUCCCCCCAAGAAACUAAAAACAAUGUCUGGUGUUUGGAUGUUCGAUAACAAUGGCGUGAUUCGCCUUGUUGAAAAUCCGGCAGCUCAGAAUAAUAGCACCAACAAGAAAAAGGCUUUAGUCUACUUACCAACAGGCGAGGUGGUGUCGUCCUACUCCUCCCUCGACCAAAUUCUUAGGGGGUUAGGAUGGGAGAGGUACCAUGGCCAUGACCCCCAGUUCCUCCAGUUCCACAAGCAAUCUUCCAUUGACCUAAUUUCUCUUCCUAGAGACUACUCCAAGUUCAACUCCGUUUACAUGUAUGAUAUCGUUGUCAAGAACCCCAAUGUCUUCCAUGUACGUGACAUGUAAGCAUUGCUAGUUUUACUGUUUUGCUAGCUGCAAAUAAUAUAUAUAUAUAUGUAUGUGUGUGUUGCAUGUGUAAGUCUUAAUUUCUUCCUUUAGGACAUGCAUUGGUGUUUAGAGAUGGCUGCAGCUCCAUUUUUGACACUUUUGAUCUUCUUUUCUACUAUGUUUAUAAUGUAAUAAAGUGUGUGAUCGACGUAUUGUAAUGCUCUGUAUGUUCA
Molecule: messenger RNA, 597 nt
Organism: Cornus florida
Lineage: Eukaryota; Viridiplantae; Streptophyta; Magnoliopsida; Cornales; Cornaceae
Product: flowering-promoting factor 1-like
Exons: 1
Coding region: 56-382 (108 amino acids)
Biological process (GO): vegetative to reproductive phase transition of meristem; regulation of flower development
Source: RefSeq, a predicted model, not a curated record